Molecule: messenger RNA, 3267 nt
Organism: Chinchilla lanigera (long-tailed chinchilla)
Lineage: Eukaryota; Metazoa; Chordata; Mammalia; Rodentia; Chinchillidae
Gene: Avl9
Product: AVL9 homolog (S. cerevisiase)
Exons: 16
Coding region: 196-2142 (648 amino acids)
Cellular component (GO): cytoplasm
Source: RefSeq, a predicted model, not a curated record
CCGGUCCCCCGCCGCCGCGUCAGGUGACACCCGGAAGUUGUGGAGGCGGCUGCGUGCGGGGGGCGGCGCGGAGCUGCGGGGCUGCUCGGCCUGGUGCGGCCCCCGGCGCAGCCCUCAUGCUCUCCUCUUCUUGACACCAGCAGCACGCCGCUCUUGGGCCCUCGCCGCGGGCUGGUGUCGUCGUGGUGCGGGCCCAUGGAGUCGGCCGGGCGCGGCGGCGACGGCGCGCCCCGGGGGCCGGUGCUGCACAUCGUGGUGGUCGGCUUCCACCACAAGAAGGGCUGCCAGGUUGAAUUUUCUUACCCACCCCUGAUACCAGGAGAUGGACAUGAUAGCCAUGCUCUACCUGAAGAAUGGAAGUAUCUGCCCUUUCUUGCCUUACCUGAUGGCGCACACAACUACCAGGAAGAUACUGUGUUUUUUCACUUGCCACCCAGAAAUGGAAAUGGAGACACAGUGUAUGGUAUCUCUUGCUAUCGACAAAUUGAAGCCAAGGCAUUGAAAGUAAGGCAAGCCGAUAUCACCAGAGAGACUGUUCAGAAAAGCGUCUGUGUUCUAAGCAAGCUGCCUCUCUAUGGCUUACUUCAAGCAAAACUUCAGCUCAUUACACAUGCAUAUUUUGAAGAGAAGGACUUUUCCCAAAUUUCCAUUCUAAAGGAGCUUUAUGAACAUAUGAAUAGUUCUCUGGGCGGAACUUCGUUAGAAGGAUCCCAAGUAUAUCUUGGUCUGUCUCCUCGAGAUCUGGUCCUUCAUUUUCGACACAAGGUCUUAAUCUUGUUUAAAUUAAUUCUUCUGGAAAAAAAGGUUCUUUUUUAUAUUUCUCCAGUGAAUAAAUUGGUGGGUGCACUGAUGACUGUGUUAUCCCUUUUUCCAGGGAUGAUUGAACAUGGUCUCCGUGACUGUUCACAGUACAGACCUCGCAAAAGCAUGUCUGAAGAUGCUGGGCUUCCAGAUAGUAAUCCCCCUACACAUGACUCUCUUUCUGGGUCUGCUGCUGACUUUUCAAAGGCCAGUCUGGGAGCUGUCAAGAAUAUCAUGGUAGGAAACCAUGGAGGAGAUGCUGCCAUCAAGACUGAAAAGCCUUUGCUCCGCAGAGAAGAUGAUCACAGCAAAAGACAAGAACUUGAUACCACUCAAUAUUUGAAACCUCCAUCUCUUCCAUCUCCAGAGUCUUCAGAAAGUGACUGGGAAACUUUGGAUCCUAGUAUCUUAGAAGACCCCAACUCAAAAGAAAGGGAACAGGUGGGGUCAGACCAGAUAAACUUAUUUCCAAAAGACUCUGUACCCUCAGACAGCCCUCCAAUUACUGUACAACCUCAAGCUAACACAGGGCAGGUGGUACUGAUACCAGGACUCAUUUCAGGUUUGGAAGAGGACCAGUAUGGCAUGCCCCUGGCCAUUUUCACAAAGGGUUAUCUGUGCUUGCCUUACAUGGCUCUGCAGCAGCAUCACCUUCUCUCUGAUGUCACCGUUCGGGGAUUUGUUGCUGGAGCUACUAACAUCCUUUUUCGACAACAGAAACAUCUCAGCGAUGCCAUUGUGGAAGUAGAAGAAGCUCUGAUCCAGAUCCAAGACCCAGAACUCAGGAAGCUGCUUCACCCAACCACUGCAGACCUCAGGUUUGCAGAUUAUCUGGUCAGGCAUGUGACCGAGAACCGAGAUGACGUCUUCCUGGACGGCACAGGCUGGGAGGGAGGUGAUGAGUGGAUCCGGGCCCAGUUUGCAGUCUACAUCCAUGCCCUGCUGGCUGCCACACUACAUCUAGAUAAUGAAAAGAUACUAUCGGACUAUGGGACCACUUUUGUUACAGCCUGGAAGAAUACUCACAACUACAGGGUAUGGAACAGCAACAAGCACCCAGCACUUGCAGAAAUAAAUCCAAACCAUCCAUUUCAAGGCCAGUACUCCAUGUCGGACAUGAAGUUAAGAUUCUCACAUUCUGUUCAAAAUAGUGAACGUGGCAAAAAAAUUGGAAACGCCAUGGUUACAACCAGCAGAAAUGUGGUACAAACAGGAAAAGCUGUAGGCCAGUCGGUUGGAGGAGCAUUUUCCACUGCAAAGACAGCUAUGUCUUCAUGGCUUUCGACCUUCACCACUUCCACACCUCAGAGUCUCCCCGAGCCCCCCGAUGGGAAGCCCUGAGCCAUGGAAGAAGCUGCGUCACUUUCUUAGGUGUAAGUGCUCCUGGCCACCUGUGCCCCCGGCCUCGCUUUCCCCAGUCACAGGGCCACAGCAGGGGCUUAAACCUGGAACUGUUUACAUGGACAGCUGCACUCAGUCUGACAAACAUCAUAGGAUGCGGAGAAGAUGAGGUCAUAGGCACAGCAGGGAUGGACUCCAGGUUGACCUUUAAAUUGACUACUUCUCUUUCAUUCUGAGCCUAAAACGUGCAGUAAGCCUUCUAAUGAAUUCCUUAAGUUCAGAGAUUGUAUAUGUUUACUUUAGAAAAGUUUUAAUGUAAAUUUUGUUGUUUUGCUUCUGAAUAUAUAGAUACCCAUUUUAAUUUAUAUUUGCUAAAAUUAAGUUAUAUUACUAUUUUUAAUUUCUGUGAUGUUGGCUGUACAAUGUGCUUAUAAGGGUAAAGGGCCGUAAAUCCAGCCGUUACUGUUUUCCUGAGUUCUAGGAUUUUUUUUUUAAGGUAUUUCCUAGCCACAAAACACACUGAUUAGUUCACUUCUUCCAAGAACUGCAAGACAGAGCAGGAGUUCUGUGCAUAGAGUGCUUUCAGGUGGUUGAUUUGUUCUUUCCUGCACACUUGCUUUGAGGCCACAGGGAGUGUCCUGUGCUCUCCUGCCCCUGCUGACCGUGUCAGAGCAAGUGGACAGAGAAACUGUUUGGACAGUCACAGUGGUGAGUGGUUUGACGUUGGCUAGUCUUUGUUCAGCGCUUUCAAACACCCAUACAUUAGUUUUGUCAACUCUGGUCAUGUGUCAGUCGUUGCCAGCAUUUUUUAAUCCAAAGUUUGUGCCCUCUUCUUCUUGACUUCUAGUUUCCUGUCCCUAUUGACAAACCUACAGGUUUCUUCUUCCUCUUACUCAUAAAGCUUUUCCAGGCACUUGGCCUUCUUGCUUCCCUGACUGAAAAUCCUCCUGCAAUCAGUCCUUGCCUCCUUCUAAAAGUCUUUAUAAAAGAAAAGCAAAAUGAUUCAUAAAGCUGAAAGAGAAAUCUCAGCCAGUGAUGAUGAUGUACAGCUUUAAUCCCAGAACUCUGGGAGGCUGAGGCAGGAGGAUUUCAACCUGGGCAACUUUGCAACUUAGCUCUGUCUGA